AUGAUUGCUGUGAAUGAUGUGUUUGUACCAGUGGGAGACUCUGUUACACUGGACAUCCACAGACAUGAUCGGCUGUCAGUUGACAUCCUGGCAUGGACAUUCAAUAGAACUAUCAACAUAGUGAGGUAUAACAAUAACAGCAGAAAAGUAAAACUUCAUGACCAGUACAGGGAGAGAGUGGAGUUCAAUACAGAAACCCUCUCACUGACACUGAGGAACCUACAUAAGAAUGACAGUGGACUCUAUGUGGCAGGGGAACUUGGUGAGAGUGGCCUACAUUUUGCUAAAUACAGGAUACCUGUUCCAGAUCCUGUAGAGGCUCCUGUCCUGACUGCUCUGUUUAACUGGUCCAGCAGUGACUCCUGUAAUGUCACCUGUAAAGGUCAUGACCUCUCACUGACCACCAGGUAUCAUGUGGCGCCCCCUGCUGGAGUCUCUCUGUGUCUGCUGAAAACGGUGCUGUUCUCUGUUACUCUGGUCCUCAUGAUCUCUGCAGUCAUCACUGUCCACAUCAGAGAGAGACUGAUCAAAUCAUCUUAA
Molecule: messenger RNA, 540 nt
Organism: Chanos chanos (milkfish)
Lineage: Eukaryota; Metazoa; Chordata; Actinopteri; Gonorynchiformes; Chanidae
Product: CD48 antigen-like
Exons: 4
Coding region: 1-540 (179 amino acids)
Cellular component (GO): membrane
Source: RefSeq, a predicted model, not a curated record